Messenger RNA from Macrosteles quadrilineatus (aster leafhopper), 1776 nucleotides. RefSeq names its product rabenosyn-5 (gene Rbsn-5). Lineage: Eukaryota; Metazoa; Arthropoda; Insecta; Hemiptera; Cicadellidae. Gene Ontology annotation, molecular function: metal ion binding. The record is from RefSeq and is a predicted model, not a curated record. Bases 200 to 1642 code for a protein of 480 amino acids. The transcript is spliced from 13 exons.
CGCUGGACUGAACUAGCGAACUGAUGAAUUAUUUUAUUUUAAAUUUUACACUACAGAACAGUAUAUAACUUAGUAUUGGAGUAUCCUUAGUUUCUAUUAAUAUUCUGGUACUGUUAUAGGCUAGUAUUAUUUGUUUAAAGAAGAUUUCAAUUCACUCUUGUUAUUUUUUAAGUAGAUUUUUACAAGACCUUUAAGGAAAAUGGCUGAAGGAAAUGAUGGCAUGAUUGAAGGGUUUUUAUGCCCCAUGUGCAUCAGCAAAGGUGACUUUGGAACAGCCAUCAAACUUAUGACUCAUUUUCAAGAAGAGCAUUCUGGUGAACAAGAUUUACUAAGGUCAUUUAAAGAGCUCUUUGGGAAAGCUAAGAAGAAAAUAUUGAAACAAGAUGAUUUUGCCGAUUAUAAUUUCACUAGCAGACUUCAGUCACCUACUGGAAAUGUGGAAUGGGAAGAUCAAGAACUAGGUACUACAAUGAGUCAUUUCUCUUCUUUUGAGAAGAUAAGAGCUGCUAGAUUACAAAGGUUCUCAAUUCCUGUUAAUCAGUUGCUUAUUAGAUUGGACAAACUGUUGGAAGGCAUGCCUCGAGAUCCUGCCAAGAAAAAAGCACACGAGCAGAACAAAGUCCCCUGGUUGGACGGCAGCGCUGUGCCUCGGUGCCCGAGCUGUACUCGGUCGUUCCACCUGGCUCGUAGACAGCACCACUGUAGAUUGUGUGGAGCCAUCUUGUGUGACGAGUGCAGCUCUUUCCUGCCUCUGCAAGCCGGCUACAAACUCCUUGACAAACCUCAACCUCAGGACUUAGAAGGAACGGAUUUAACUCUGCGCAUCUGUAAUAUUUGUCUAGAGCUGUUGGAAAGUAGACAACAACAAAAGGAUAUGAUCACAUCAAAACCAAUAAUUUCUCAGUUUUAUGAAAGACUUUUAGACCACAGAAAACAGGCGGACCAGGAUUUGGAUAUGUAUUUCAAAAUGGCUAAUUCCCUCAGGGAAGGAGAAUCCACAUACAAUAUGAAUGAUGCUCAAACAUUAAGGAUGAAAAUAAUACGCCUUGCAGAGAACAUCGACAGCCUUAGUGGGAAGAUUGCAGUUUUAGGAACCAAAGACACAGAAAACCCGCCUCAAGGUCAAGCUUUAGCUUUACAAAAAGCCAUCAGAUCAGCUGCUACAGGCUACUUGCGGACAAAACUACUUACACUUCCUACCUUGCCUACAGAGGAGGAACUGGCGAAAAUCAGAGAAACAAAGAGACAAGAAGUUAUGGCCAGACUUCAAGAAGAAAAAUUGCGAGAAGCGCAAUUCAAUCAGGUCGUAAAUCAGAGUUCUCCCCAUCAUAGACGGUCGGUGUCCGGGGAUUCAAAUAUUGAUAAGAGUUUUAGCGUGGGAGAAGGUUGGGUGCCAUCAGAGAAGAUGCAAAAUUUCCGUACAGACGAUCCUUUGAUUCAACAAAUCAAUAUCAUCCAAAACUACAUCAAAGAAGCAAGAAAAGCUCACAGGUAUGAUGAAGUCGCUAGUCUCGAGGCAAAUCUGAGUGAACUUAGACAGGAGUGGUGGCGAAAUCUCCAGGAACAGGAGCUAAGGAAACAAGCAGAAGAGAGCGGAACAGGCUCGGUUACUUCAGAUGAAGUAGAACAAACGUCCUCAUAAAACUGACUAGCAAAUAUAGACUGUGAUUUUUAUUUCAUUCUACAAAGCUGUAUUCAUAUUUCUUUUUAUACUAUAAUCGUUUUAAGUUAUAAGCUUCUAUUUUUUGUAUAUUAAACAUAUCUUGUUAGAAGUGA